AUGGGUAAAAACAAAAAUCGUUCGAGACCGUUCACGAACCAUGGCGCCGUAGUAACAAAGCCUUCACCAUCACAUCCGAAAGGAGGAUCUAAAUUUCAUCCAAAAGUAGAUUUGUCGUUACUUGUGGAAAGAGUUGAAGAAUACAUGGAAUCUCACGAUAAAACAUCAAUUAAUUACAACAGUUCCGAAGAGUUGAUGCCUGUGGUUACUUAUUUGAAGAAGAGCUAUGAAAAGGAAUAUAAAUCCAUUCCACUGCUUGAUUUUAAAGAUAUUUGUGCUGGUGCUAUAGAAAAAAUGUUCAGAGAUGAUUCAGAUAUGUCAUCUUCGUCCUCGGAAGAUGAAAAUGCAAUGAUUGACGAAGCCACACGAGUUAAAAAUCUUACCAAACUGAAAGAUAUGAUAAAGAAUGAAAAGAAUUCAAUGAAUCAACAACUACAAAGUGUGUAUAAAGAACAACAAACAAGCAUCGCAGCUACCACUAGUUCAAGCAACAAUACUUCUCCUGGAGAUGCAUCAAGUAAUAAUUCGGAAGAUUCUUUGAAGAGAAAAAGAUCAACAAGCCAAGUCCACGAAUCCAAUGGCAACGCACAACAACAACAGAACAAAUCAAACACAACCAACAAUUCCAAUCAACAAGAAACCAAUGGCACCACAACCAAUUCCUCUGCAGUACCUCCACCCAACAAAAAGACAAAACCUUCAUCAGGUGUGUCAUCGUCGGAGAAGGAAAAGAGAACAAAAAUUAUUGUGGAGACACCGAAUGUCAGAUUCAGCGAUUUGGGAGGUAUUGAUAAUAUUUUACAAGAUAUUCGUGAACUAAUUGAAUAUCCAAUUUUACAUCCAGAGAUUUAUACAUCAUUGGGAGUGGAUCCUCCUCGUGGUAUAUUAUUGCAUGGUCCUCCAGGAAGUGGUAAGACAAUGCUUGCUAAUGCAAUUGCAGGUGAAUUGCAAAUUCCAUUUUUGAAGGUUUCAGCUCCUGAAAUUGUUAGCGGCAUGAGUGGUGAGUCGGAAGCAAAAAUUAGACAUUUAUUCAGAGAUGCAGUUGCCAAUGCACCAAGUAUUGUUUUUAUUGAUGAAAUUGAUGCAAUUUUGAGUAAGAGAGAUAAUGCAUCCAAAGAGAUGGAAAAACGUAUUGUUGCACAAUUACUGACAUGUAUGGAUGACUUAACUUUGGAUAAAACAAGUGGAAAAGCAGUGAUAGUCAUUGGAGCAACUAAUAGACCAGAUUCACUUGAUAAUGCAUUGAGACGUGCAGGAAGAUUUGACCGAGAAAUUUCACUCGAAGGAGGCCAUGAUGCAUUUGAUUUCCAAAGCAUUGCGCACAACACUCCAGGUUAUGUGGGUGCUGACUUGAAGGCUCUUGUGAACGAAUCAGCAGUUGUUGCCAUUCACAGAAUUUUUGGAUAUAUUGUUUUUGGCAAUGAAAAGAAAGAGGAUUCUUCGAAACAAUUGACAACAGAUGAGGAAAUCAAACGACGAAGCAUUAUUAGUGAGACACUUCGAAACAUGAAAGAACCUCUCAGUGAGGAGCAAUUGGCGAGUCUCAGCAUUACUUUUGAAGACUUUGAAAAAGCCAUUAAGAGAGUUCAACCAAGUGCCAAACGUGAAGGUUUUGCCACUGUACCAAAUGUCACAUGGGAUGAUAUCGGAGCUUUAGAUGAGGUUCGUGAAGAAUUAAGACUGGCCAUUAUGGAACCAAUCAAAAGACCUGAAAAGUACAAGAAAGUUGGUUUGGAUGUUCCGGCUGGUGUUUUGCUGUACGGUCCUCCUGGUUGUGGUAAAACACUUCUCGCAAAGGCCAUUUCCAAUGACAGCGGUGCAAACUUUAUUUCUAUUAAGGGUCCAGAGUUGUUGAACAAAUAUGUUGGUGAAUCCGAGAGAGCUGUCAGACAAGUAUUUAGUAGAGCUGCUGCUUCAUCUCCUUGUGUUAUUUUCUUUGAUGAAAUGGAUGCUCUAUGCCCAAAGAGAGACAAUGAAUCGAGUUCGCAAAGCUCAGAGCGUGUAGUCAAUCAACUUCUCACGGAAAUGGAUGGACUUGAAUCGAGAGGAAACGUUUUUGUGAUUGCAGCCACCAAUAGACCUGACAUGAUUGAUCCAGCCAUGUUACGUCCAGGUCGUCUCGAUAAAUUGCUCUAUGUCAAGCUGCCAAAUGAACAAGAACGAAUUCAAGUGUUGAAAACCAUUGCUCGAAAAACACCCAUGUCACCUAAUGUCAAUCUUGAAGAAAUUGCAAAAUUGUGUGAAAACUUUUCAGGAGCUGAUUUAUCAGCGCUGGUAAGAGAAGCUGCCACCUGUUGCUUGAAGGAGAGUAUUCAAAACAAUACCGAUAAUCUUGUUGUUACAAGAGAACACUUCAAAGUUGCUUUAAGAAAAGUUCAUCCGUCUGUCUCUGAAAAAGACCUUAAAAUUUAUGACAAGAUUGCAAAUAGUUUGAGGACCAGUCGUAAUCAUAUUGUGAUGGACGAUGAACCAAACAAGAAACAACAACCCAACUCUGCUGUUUCUAAAUAA
Messenger RNA from Naegleria fowleri, 2511 nucleotides. RefSeq lists its product as uncharacterized. Gene Ontology annotation, cellular component: nucleus. Gene Ontology annotation, molecular function: RNA binding; ATP binding; preribosome binding. The record is from RefSeq and is a predicted model, not a curated record. Lineage: Eukaryota; Heterolobosea; Eutetramitea; Acrasida; Naegleriidae. The transcript is spliced from 3 exons. Gene Ontology annotation, biological process: ribosome biogenesis. The coding region runs from base 1 to 2511 and encodes 836 amino acids.